UGGAGAUGCUGGGAGACUCGUCUUCAGGCGGGUUUCAUUCAUCUGCCAACGCCGUCUACAGAGGCCGCGGCCAGUCCCGUGGUAGAUCCCGUGGGCGAGGAGGAAGAGGGCGCGGCCGCGGUGACCGCGGUGACCGCCAGCCUUCUCCUGCAAAUAGAGGCGGCGGAUUCAGAGGACGCCCUCGACAGCAACAGCAACAGCAGGUACGCGAGCAGCAGCAUGACUAUCCUGAGUGCCAGAUAUGCUAUAGACAUCAUCCAGGAGGUGCACGUGUCUGCUGGUGGCGCUAUGAAGAGAAUGAUCAAGAAGAGAAGGAGGCGCAUGCUGUCUCCUAUGGCGUGGACACUAAUUGGUACGCAGACAGUGCAGCAACAAAUCACAUCACAGGUGAACUUGACAAGCUGACAGUACGGGAGAAGUACAACGGAGGCGACCAAAUUCGCACGGCAAGCGGUUCUGGAUUUGAGCACAAGGAGAAUCAUUCUUAGAGGACGGUGCGUGGGAGGCCUCUAUCCACUCAUAUCAUCAUCAUCAUCUUCAUGGUCCAAUAAACAAGCAAAUAUUGUCACCAAGCCAUCAUCAUCAAGGUGGCAUAGUC
Messenger RNA from Triticum aestivum (bread wheat), 598 nucleotides. RefSeq lists its product as uncharacterized. Bases 6 to 488 code for a protein of 160 amino acids. The transcript is spliced from 2 exons. The record is from RefSeq and is a predicted model, not a curated record. Lineage: Eukaryota; Viridiplantae; Streptophyta; Magnoliopsida; Poales; Poaceae.